Molecule: messenger RNA, 2804 nt
Organism: Chilo suppressalis (striped riceborer)
Lineage: Eukaryota; Metazoa; Arthropoda; Insecta; Lepidoptera; Crambidae
Source: the annotation of a GenBank genome assembly
AUGGCGACAAAAAGAAAAUACAGUCCACUUUGGACUCACUUUGAAGAGGUUGCAGAAAAAAAGGCUAGAUGCCUCUAUUGCUCAAAAGCCAUUGCUUUUUCUUCAAGUUCAAUUGGCAGUCUGAGCCGGCACAUGAAAGCACUACAUCCCACUGUUAAUAUUAACGAUAAGAGACAAGACCGUGUUGAUAACGAAGAAACGGCUGUGCAGAAUACAAAUUCAAGAUGUAUUCCACCAGAUAACACUGCGGGGAAAUCAACUACCUCCAUCCCGGCUAUGACGUCCAUUAGGAAUACAACCAAUAUACAAAACUACAUUAUUGUAAAAAGACCAAUUCCAAUAAAUAGAGUUCAGCAGCUAGAUGAACAGUUAAUUAUAAUGAUCGCCAAAGGGUAUCAUGCAUUUAGGUUGGUCGAAGAACCUGAAUUUAAAAAAUUUACGGAAAUGCUAAACCCAUCCUAUAGCUUACCGACACGCAAGACUUUGUCGGAUAGCAUUUUACCCAAACUAUACAACAAAUUAUUGGAAGCUUCCAAAAUAAAAAUUGCCGGAGCCACCGCUAUCUGUAUUACCACCGAUGGAUGGACCUCAACUGUCAACGAUGGUUUCAUCGCCAUCACGGCCCAUUAUAUCGAACAAGAAAAUAGCACAAUACACUCUGUAAUGAUCGGGUGUAUAAAUUUUGAAGAACGGCAUACAAGUGCUAAUUUAAAAGAUUUUUUACACCAAAAGUUUGUGGAAUGGGGAAUCCAACACAAAAUAGGUGCAGUGGUGAGCGAUAACGCUGCAAAUAUUGUGGGUGCUGUACAAUUAGGCGGUUGGCGUUCAAUAAGAUGCUUUGCACAUUGCUUAAAUUUAGUUGUCCAACAAAGCUUGAUAUCAAUAUCGGCAACUGUAACUAAGGUUAAGCACGUAGUAGAAUAUUUUCACAGGAGUAUACCAGGAGCUAAAAAAUUAUGUGAAAUACAACAGCAGAUGAAUUUAACUCCUCUCAAAUUGAAGCAGGAUGUAGUGACACGUUGGAAUUCCACGUUUGAAAUGUUGCAACGUUUUUUGCAAAUUAAAAGUGCUGUGAUAGCUACGCUUGCUCUUAUGAGAGAUGAUUUAGCUUUGUCUCAAGACGACUGGAUCAUUAUUGAAAAUGCUCUACCUAUUUUAAAAAUAUUUAACGAUGUGACGGUCGAAAUUAGUGGCGAGAAAUACGUGACAGCCUCGAAAUACAUCGUCUUUUGUAAAUUAAUCAAUAUCAAGUUAAUUAAAUUACCAGAAAGUGAAAUAACCCCAAUUAAAAAUCUGAUAGCUGAUUUAAAAACUCACAUGCUACAGCGUUUUCAUGAUAUUGAAAGUAACGUGCUCUUAUGUGAAGCGACUAUUCUCGAUCCUCGUUUCAAAAAGAACGGGUUUAGUGACCCCAGAAAAUAUGAAAGAGCAGCUUCACAUUUGAAACAAAAAAUCGGUGCUGCCGAUGCGACACCAGCCAGUAGUGAACAUGUUGAUGAGGAUAAUUCUGAUGUUCCUCCAGCGCCAUCCGAAGCUGCUAAUUCCAUUUGGGCAGAGUUUGAUGUAGAAGUUUCCAAACUAGUGCCUCAAAAUUCACUUGCUGCAGGAAUAGUCGAAUUCGAUAAAUAUAUACAAGAACCAUUAAUUACAAGAUUAGAAAAUCCUUUGAGUUGGUGGAAGGAGCGUAAAGCAGUGUAUCCUCGUCUUUAUGCAUAUAUGCUGAAAAGGCUUAAUAUUACAGCCACGUCAGUACCCUGCGAACGUGUUUUCUCAAAAGCAGGCUUAACACUCAAUGAAAGGAGAACACGUCUAACGACAAAGAAAUUGUCACAGUUAAUGUUUAUUAGUUGCAACAUAUAAAAUAUCUUUACUUAAAUAAGAGAACACCCAUCUUAGCCGGCGAACCCUCUCCGGGUUGUUCCGCAGGGCUCAAUCCUUGGUCCUGUCCUAUUUUAAAUUUAUAUAAAUGACUUACCUUACUAUGUAAGAGAUAACCAUGGGAUAGUAUUGUUCGCGGAUGAUACAUCACUUUUAUUUAAACUCAAAAGCAAGGAAAAGUUAUUGACGACGUGAACAAUUGUAUUUCUAAGGUAGUCCACUGGUUCAAUGUUAACAAUUUAUUACUUAAUGAAGGAAAAAUGAAAUGUAUGAUAUUUGUAUUACCUAAUGUAAAAUAGGUGAAUUUAAAGGAUAGGAAUGUGAGCCUUAUAGACACCACAGUAUUCUUAGCGAUAACUUUAGAUUCUAAGCUUUAAUGUGGUAAAGAAAAAAAAAUUGGACGUUUCAAAAGAGUUGUACUAUACAUCCAAUUUUAAUAAAGAUAUAUUGAUUUCUGAUUUCUGACUUGGAAAAGAAAAAUAAUGGUACUUGAAUGAGAUGACACUAUAACUAACGUAAGAGCCACGGUUGAUGAUUUAGUGUUGGAACAAAUGAAUGUUAUUGUAUGUCUUUGAUGUGCUUUUAGCAGGGAUGGUACACCGCUGAUUUAGAAAGGAGAGUAGGUUCGUCAAGUUAGAGAGACAUAAAUUGAAACUAAAUACAGGCUCUAUUUUGUUUUUGUUUGAGAUCAAAUAAAAAAAUGUAUCACCUUUUACGAAAAUGACCAUUAUUAUUUAUUACCUACACGAAUGCACGGUUUUUAGACAUUUUUUAAUAAAACUUUCACAAUUGAUAAAAAAAUCAUUUUUGUAUGAAAUAAGUAAAUAACUAACCUUACACUUAAACAGAACAUAUUACAAACUAGCUAAACAGCAAGAACUGUUUCAGGUGAUAGUAGUACUAUUUUAACCAUCACUCAAAACAUU